This is a messenger RNA of Boeremia exigua, 1180 nucleotides long. RefSeq lists its product as uncharacterized. The transcript has a single exon. The record is from RefSeq and is a predicted model, not a curated record. Gene Ontology annotation, molecular function: nitronate monooxygenase activity. The coding region runs from base 155 to 1153 and encodes 332 amino acids. Lineage: Eukaryota; Fungi; Ascomycota; Dothideomycetes; Pleosporales; Didymellaceae.
UGAAACAUCCAUCACAUGCUACUCCCAUGUUACUUUCCUUCCUGCUUUUCACUCUUGUGUCUCUAUUUUUUACGAUUUGAUCACUUUGACUACCUCGAUCUUCUAGUACAUAUUGCCACUCGUCCACUUCGUUCUUAAUCCAACACACGACAAGAUGCCGAUCAAAACAUGGCUCACAGAGACCCUUGGGAUACGCGUUCCCCUCGUGCAAGGAGGCAUGAUGUGGGUAGGAAAGGCAGAGAUGAUCAGCGCAGUUGCGAAUGCAGGUGCACUUGGGUUCCUCACUGCACUCACACAGCCGUCCCCUGAGGCACUUCGCCAGGAGAUCCGGAGGACGAAGUCCAUGUUGAAGCCAAAUGCAGUACAGUUUGGUGUCAACAUCACCCUUCUCCCUUCGAUGAAUGCGCCAGACUAUCCUGCAUAUGCAAAGGUAGUAGUCGAAGAGGGCAUCAAGAUUGUUGAGACAGCAGGCGACCCAACACCAGUUCUGAAAUACCUCAAAGACAACGGCGUGACCGUCUUCCACAAAUGUGUCACUCUGAAGCAUGCGCUACGAGCAGAGAAAUUGGGCGUGGAUUGCAUUUCCAUCGACGGAAUCGAGUGUGCCGGCCAUGGAGGAGAGUACGACACAACAUCGCUCAUGCUCCUGUCGCUCUGCAAGGAGCAGCUGAAGAUCCCAUACCUCGCAUCUGGUGGUUUCGCAAAUGGACGGCAACUGGCGGCUGCACUGGCGCUGGGUGCCGUUGGAGUCAACAUGGGUACACGGUGGAUGUGCACGGUCGAGUCUCCGAUCCACCAAAACGUCAAAGAAGCAAUCGUCAAGGCCACGGAGAACGAUACGAUUCUGGUCCUUCGCAAAUUCAGGAACACCUCGAGGCUGCACAAGAACAAGGUUUCGGUCGAGGUGCACAAGAUCGAAAACGAGAAGAAGGACGUAGAGUUCAAGGAUGUGGCACACCUGAUGAGCGGCAAACGCGGACAGGGUGUGUACGAGACUGGUGAUGUCGAUGCAGGAGUUUGGAGCCUUGGAAUGUGUGCAGGGUUGAUCCACGACAUACCGACCUGCGAGGAUCUGGCGAAGACUAUGGAGCGGGAUGCCAUUGACACCCUGACACAGUCGAAUGCAUUGGUAGUCAAGAGCGCGAAGCUAUAGACAUGUGCAAUGGUGUACGAACAAUAU